Molecule: messenger RNA, 724 nt
Organism: Dermatophagoides farinae (American house dust mite)
Lineage: Eukaryota; Metazoa; Arthropoda; Arachnida; Sarcoptiformes; Pyroglyphidae
Source: RefSeq, a predicted model, not a curated record
UGUGUGUGUGUGUGAAACAUUCGAGAUUCGAUUAUUAUCAUUCGAAAUCUAGACUGGCAAAGUAUGGAUCGCUCACACAAUGAGUAUUUUGCCGCUUUUUUUGUGAAAUAUCAAUUGUGUGACUAUGGAAGGAUCGAAUCCAUUAUUACCACUACAAUCACCAUCAACAACAACAUCUGCAUUUGGUGGUGGUGGUGCUGGUUCAUCUGCGACUUCAAAUGCCGCCGGUACAUUAGCACGUUUAGGUGGCCGACCAAUACCUGGAUCAUUUGCACAUUUUGCAUCCCCUAUUGCACCAUAUACAAUGCCAAGUUUUAUGGCUACUGGUUUAGGUGCUCAACAACAACAGCCAACGGCAACAGCCGUAGCGGCAGCCGCAGCAGCAAUGGCUGCCAAUCAUCCAGCUCAUCAGGCAAUGUUUCCAAAUGAUCAUUCAUCAUUUCAAUCAACAUUAGCAUCAAUGGCUGCCUAUUCAUUUGAUUCAUUAUUGAAUGCUAAUUUCAAUCAAUUUGCUAAUCUUUUGAUGAUGAAUCCAGCAAUGGCGCAACAUCAUCACCAGAAUGCAGCGGCUGCUGCGGCUGCCGCUGCGGCUUUAGGGUUACAGCCACCAUCAGCAUUACUUGGUGCAGCAUUUGCAGCUGCCGCAUCAAAGUCAUCACCAUCAUCAUCACCAGCAUCAGUAUCAGCAACAACAGCACUCACAACAUCACCGAUAUCAACAACA